AUGGAUUCAGACAAUACAGAUUCACACAGUCCCUUGUUUUUGGUGUGUCCUCGAGAGGUCACCACUCUAGAAUACCAAACAACAGGACUUACAGCCACGGCCUACAAUUCCCAAAAUCGAGUGCAGAAAAUCCUUAUUAGAAAAUUGAAGAUCUUAGGGACCACGCAGAUCUUGUUUGGAAUCAUGAACUUUUCGUUUGGAGUUGUUUUCCUUUUCAUGUUGGUAAACCCAUACCCAAGGUUUCCUUUUAUACUCAUCUCCGGAUAUCCAUUCUGGGGCUCUGCUUUGUUCAUUAACUCUGGAGCCUUUCUGAUUGCUCUGAAAAGAAAAACUACAGACACUCUGAUAAAAUUGAGCCACGUGAUGAAUUUACUUAGUGCCUUGGGAGCAGCAGCUGGAAUCAUUCUCCUCGUAUUUGGUUUCCUUCUAGAUGGAGAAUUCAUCUGUGGCUAUUCUCCAGACGGUACUCAGUGUGGUGUUAUUACCAUUCUAUUCAUUGGGAUUUUGAUUAUGUUGAUGAUCUUCAGCAUUGCUGAAUUGUUCAUUUCCCUCUUUUCCUCAAUUUUGGGAUGCUCCUCAGAAGAAUGUGGGCAAUGCUGUUGA
Acomys russatus (golden spiny mouse) is the source of this 603-nucleotide messenger RNA. It is a transcript of the gene Ms4a5, whose product is annotated as membrane spanning 4-domains A5. Gene Ontology annotation, cellular component: plasma membrane. The coding region runs from base 1 to 603 and encodes 200 amino acids. The transcript has 5 exons. Gene Ontology annotation, biological process: cell surface receptor signaling pathway. NCBI's taxonomy places the organism in Eukaryota, Metazoa, Chordata, Mammalia, Rodentia, Muridae. The record is from RefSeq and is a predicted model, not a curated record.